UUAUUCUACAGCUAUAUAAAGGAACCCUCGAAUACGAGUAGUUGCCAAUGUCACAGUUAAGGCAAGAAUCAUGAAGAUUCUUUUCCUAAGUGUUUUGCUGCUCUUCUGCAGCGGGGAAGGUUCCAUAGAGUGCAAAGAGCAAGGAUCAAUGUUGUCGGAUGGCACCAUUAACCCUGACGCAUUAAAUCUGCACUUAGCCUUCCCAGAAACUUUGGCGGAAACUAAAAAGCAAUUACCCAAGUAUGUGACCUUCUACUUGUACACGAGAUCGAACCCAACUAAUCCUCAGACGUUGCACGUCGACGACGUUAACACUUUGAGGAGCAGCUUCUUCGAUUCGCGCAGACCAACCGUAAUCGUCACACACGGAUGGGUUAGCUCUUACACGAGCUUAGCAUGCACCACGGUUCGCGAUGCUUACCUCCAACAUGGCGACUACAACGUCAUAUCGGUGGACUGGAGUCCAAUAGCGAAAAACGAAUAUAUUUGGGCCACAAGGCGAGUCACAAUGAUCGGCCAGUAUAUCAGCAGCAUGAUCAAUUUCCUGGAGACACAAGGAAUGAAUGUAUCUACGUUAACCGUGGUUGGACACUCUCUUGGCGCUCAUAUUGCCGGACUAGCAGCCCGUAACGCAAACGGCACAGUGUUAUACGUUGUCGGAUUGGAUCCUGCUCGUCCGAAUUUCAGUAGUGCUGGCCUAGACACCAGGAUUGGCCGCGGAGAUGGACGAUAUGUACUGAUUAUUCACACGUGUAGUGGUAUACUUGGUUUCGAAGCUGCGAUCGGUGACAGUGAUUUCUAUCCGAACGGUGGUACCGUGCAACCGUCUUGCGGUGCAAAUCUCUCGUGUUCCCAUGAACGAUCGUACCGUUUCUUCGCGGAAUCCAUCAACAGUAGGACAGGAUUCUGGGCAAAACGCUGCAACAACUACGUUAACUUCAUAGAAGGCAACUGCAACUCUGAACCCCCUGUACUUAUGGGCGGCGCCACACCGAAUUUCAACGCCAAAGGAGUAUACUAUUUGAAGACUGCUAGCAAGUCUCCGUAUGCUCUGGGAGCUUAACAUAGCUACGAUCUAUGACUUAACGACUUGGUCAUAAGAUCCUAUAUUGUAAUAGCACGUCUUCCGGUACACAUCUUGCCUAAGGAUACAACAAUCGAGACCAUGGUUUGGGUAUUUGAAACGAAAAAUAAUGCACUCAAUACACUGUAUUAGCAAAUAGAAACAAUUGGCAGUAUAUGCGCUCUGUGAUAUACGAUUUAUAGAUGUAAUAUACGUGUUUUGUAACUAGAAUUUUUAUCCCUAUAAUUAUUUUCUUCUUGAGAUUUC
This is a messenger RNA of Colletes gigas, 1330 nucleotides long. Its product is annotated as pancreatic triacylglycerol lipase-like. The transcript is spliced from 4 exons. Bases 71 to 1063 code for a protein of 330 amino acids. The record is from RefSeq and is a predicted model, not a curated record. Gene Ontology annotation, molecular function: lipase activity. Lineage: Eukaryota; Metazoa; Arthropoda; Insecta; Hymenoptera; Colletidae. Gene Ontology annotation, biological process: lipid metabolic process.